AUGGGUUUACCUAUGUUCCAAGAGCCUGACGAGGUUGCUGCCGAGCAAGCCGCUGCAAAACUCGAUCAAAUCGCAGCCGCAGGACGAUCGAGUAUCCGCCGCGAGUCCACCGUCCGACCAGGCCGAUUUGCUGCUAGUCGUCGCGCUGCCAUCGAACGAGUACGAGAAGAGGUAGAAGAACGCCGCCGCCGCCGCCGUGAGGCUGCCGAGGAAACAAACAGCUCUUCCCACCCACAGUCUCAACGGGAGCCACCCCGGGAAGAUCAGGGAUUAGAAGCCGAGAUGGAGCGCAUGCGGUCGGUCAGGAUGAGGCAGCGAAGUCAUAUGAGUGCCAUUGAGCGGGUGCUUGCCAGGAGAGGCAAUACCGACUCAGAACACCGGAGUGAUAUGGAUGUCGCACCCUUGAGCCGACCACGCGGCGAGCCCGAUAGAGGAACACUAGACGACCUUGCUUCGCGUGGUGUCGUCUUCGACCCUCUUGAGUCCGAGGCUGAGGAGGCCAAUCCUCGACCCCUUCCACGCCCGUUAAGAGAGUCCGGCUUGAGAUUCGAAAUGGGCUUGAUACCAGAGCCUGAGUCAGAACCCUCCAGGCGCCCUCGAUUUUCUGUUACUCGUUCGAGAAGAGUCGCCAGCCCGUCCGGAAGCAGAAGACCGCCCUGGUCAUUCUCAGUCCACCCUCCCACUCUAUCCGCCGAUCCGGAGGACGAGGAAAACGAAAAUGGAUACCGAGCUACUUCACAAUCUCGGGGAUUGGAGCAACCCCACGGAGAUACUGCGAUCAGCACUCCCCCCUCAGAAGGCCUCGAAGCUGCAUAUCCACCCUUGCGACGUGUCAAUCAUAUUUCGCCUCGCCCGCUGGGCGAGUCAAGACCAAGGGUUGACGGACUUGGGGACCGCUUGCGUAGUCCAAGCCCCAUGUCUGAUGGGCCAGUGGAGGAGAACUGGGAACCGCUCUUGGACACAAUAACAACAGGCCGCUCAAGUACAGCGACUUCCUUUUUAUCGUCGGGGUCGAACUCCAGGACUGGCUCGAACCAAUCGUCUCAGGCAACGACUGCUACGACCAGCUUUGGCGAGAUAGGCGGGGACGAUUCGUGCGACUUGGAUCUUCCCUCGGGCAUUACUGAAGAGGAUGUCCGGGAAAUACGUGCGCGACACGGAAGGUUACCCAGAAGUACUUCCGCUCGUCUGGGAAGACCCGACACGCGGAACAGCCUGGUGUUUGAGUCGUCGAAUCAGAGCGAUCCUUCAAGGAUAAAUGAGAGGGUUCUCGAAUUGGAAAUGCUCGGAGUUAUUCUCGAUCGGAUGCAGAGGAGAGAAGAGAUCCCGGAUGACUUGUGGGCCGCCGUUGGUCUGUCGCCAGAUAUUGUAAGAGGGACCCCCUUUGAUCUAGCCAGACAAUAUGCCUGA
This is a messenger RNA of Fonsecaea multimorphosa CBS 102226, 1410 nucleotides long. RefSeq lists its product as uncharacterized. Lineage: Eukaryota; Fungi; Ascomycota; Eurotiomycetes; Chaetothyriales; Herpotrichiellaceae. The transcript has 2 exons. The record is from RefSeq and is a predicted model, not a curated record. Bases 1 to 1410 code for a protein of 469 amino acids.